Molecule: messenger RNA, 1614 nt
Organism: Durusdinium trenchii
Lineage: Eukaryota; Dinophyceae; Suessiales; Symbiodiniaceae
Source: the annotation of a GenBank genome assembly
AUGUCAUUUGGCGCAGACGAUGCUCAGAUAGACGAUGCGGCUGGAGGACCGAGACUGCAUUUUUCGGAUGAUCGCUUCCUACAUCGGGUACUUCUAGAAGCACAGAAGAACGGCAAUGAUGCCAAGAGUGUCUCCAGACUUCAAGAUAUGGGCUUUGGUCCUGAAAUCGCCAAAGUUGCUUUGCACGUGUGUGGCGGCGAUGAGAGAAAGGCCCUGGAGCUUUGUAUGUCAGGCUUGUCUUUCGUUGACGAUACCGUCCUCGAAAAGCGAGCGCCGCCAGCUCCUCUGCGAUGCUACAUUUGUGGACAAAAAUAUUUGACCCACAAGUCUUUAGACAUUCACUUGAAAGCAUGCCGGCGCCGAUUUGAGCUUCGUGAGUCCCAGCGACACCCCUCGGAACGCUGUCGUUUACUGGAUGAAUCCGAAGUUCCUGAGGGUGAGAGUCUAGAGCAUCACUACGAAGUCAUGAGAGGCAUGACCAGCCUGGGAAAACAAUCAGAUGCCCCAGAUGAUGAGGCUUCCUAUCCAGCACCGCAGAUGGCUUCCUAUCCAUCCAAGUUGAUGCCAUGUGAACAUUGCAAGCGCACCUUCCAUCCAGAUCGCUUGGCCACUCAUCAACGGGUUUGUCUUCAACGGCCCCGACUGGAGCACAACGAGCGCAGCGAGAAGGUGGAUCGACGGCCGGAGCGACGUCGCGUGACGCUGGCGGGGCCGCCACCUGCCGCGGUGAACUCCUACACGGCUUUUUGCAAUCAACUGGAGCGUUGUUCCUUCUGUGCUCGCCAGUUCCGCCCCGAUCUCCUCGCCGCGCACCAGCGCAGCUGCAGCGCCGUGCGGCGUGCGUCGCCCGCGGUGAGACCCAAGAGUCGGCCGCGCUCGCCCUCGCCCAGCGCGACCCCAGUCUUUCGCCCUGCCGACCGGCGCAAAUCGUCCUCGUCCUUCCGGUUGAAGUGGACCAGUCCAGCGAUGGGAAAGGCUGCCAGUGCGGUUCCGGGUGAGGCGGUUCCGGGACGGUCUGACGCAGAGAUGGUGAGUACGGGGCUUUUGUUGGAGAGCAAGCUGAUUGCAGAAGCUAAAGAGACGGAUGAGCGAAGGUUGAGAGACGAGCUAGAGGAGAGGAUACCGGAGGCGCACAUCUUGGGAAUUUAUCGUGUGCUGGGAGGACAGGCGAAUGUCUAUGAAGCCUUAAAGUCCACCAUGGCUCAGGGGGCAGGCCCAGACCAGCAGCGCCAGCAGCCGGAAGAACGAGAUCUUUGGCAUGGCACUGCGUGGAGCUUCGUGCCAAAGAUAUUGAAGCAGGGCUUCAAUCGGAGCUUUGCAGGACGGCAUGGCACCUUGUUAGGUCAUGCCACCUACUUCUCCUCAGAUCCACGAUAUUCCAUGCGCUUCUGUGGAAAGAAGGGUGGGGCAGAUGGGACCAAAGUCUUGGUCGUGGCCAGAGUGCUCGUUGGACGCUACUGUAAAGGAUCUCCAACAGAUGUGGAGCCGCCGCUGCUGAACAGCCAGGGAGAUCGAUUUGAUACCACCGUGGACAACGCGGAAGCACCGUCAAUUUUCGCAGUCUUCCGCGAUUUUCAAGCACUCCCCUUGUUUCUCGUUGAGAUUGUUGCUUAA